Molecule: messenger RNA, 3502 nt
Organism: Rhea pennata
Lineage: Eukaryota; Metazoa; Chordata; Aves; Rheiformes; Rheidae
Gene: SLC25A48
Product: solute carrier family 25 member 48
Exons: 9
Coding region: 504-1493 (329 amino acids)
Biological process (GO): transmembrane transport
Cellular component (GO): mitochondrion
Molecular function (GO): transmembrane transporter activity
Source: RefSeq, a predicted model, not a curated record
AGAGUGUGACUCACAGCUGGCUGUCUUGUCUUGACAGGACCAUGAAAAGUGCCUUUUCAGCCAUACUGUAACCGCCUGUGACAGUAUUGCUCUGCUCCCUGAUUCAAGCAUGUUCCUACCGAGCUGCUUCAUCUUAGCCAAAACCUUCCUGGCUUGCUGGGAAGGGUUGACCUUCCUUACUUCAGGAUGAAGAGGAAUCCUUAUUAACCGAAGCCGACCAGUGUCCAGCUGUGGUCGGGCACCUGUUCAUUCCCCCUCAGCCGGUGCUUGCUGUGAGCAGCUACCAGCUCUGCGAUUCAGACCAGCAGGAAGGAUCCUAUUCCCGUGCUCCUGCUCCAUAAGGCAUUGCCGCCAUACAUAAGGGAAGGGAGACCCUCCAUAGCAGUGAGAUGGCAGAGUACGCAUGCGUCUCGGCACAUAGCAGUAGACUUGACGCUGUCCUGUUGAAGUCUUUUCAGAAAGCAUCCAAAACUGAUCCAAGGAACUAAACAAAUCUGACGUCCAUGGGCCAAACCUCAUUUCGAACCCUAGUAACCAACCGAAUGCCGAGACAGACGCACGAAGUCCUGCGGGGAGAGGCCAGCAGAGCUUUCGCGGAGCCCAGCCGUGCCCCCGAAGUCACCGGGCAGGAGUCAGCGAGCACGAAGAUUUCGGAGACCUGGACUCGUUUGCAAGCUGGACAAGGAUAUGGAAAUACACUAAACUGUGUUCUCACUGUGUACAGAAAUGAAUCUGUGGCCGGCUUCUUCAAGGGCAUGGCUUUCCCGCUGGCCAGCAUCGCCGUCUACAACUCGGUGGUGUUCGGCGUCUUCAGCAACACGCAGCGGCUGCUGAGCCAGCUCCGCUACGGGGACGCCGCCCGGGCGCCCGCGCUCUCCGACAUGGCCCUGGCCAGCGCCGUGGCGGGCUUCGUGUCCGUCGGCAUCGGCACUCCCGUGGACCUGAUCAAGAUAAGGCUACAAAUGCAAACACAGCCGCUCCUCCAAGCAAACGUUAAAUUAAAGCCCAUGGUUCCCGGAUUUCCUGUAUACAGAGGCCCAAUUCACUGUUUCAGGACAGUCUUGCAGAAAGAGGGGAUAGCGGGACUAUACCGAGGCGCGGGAGCGAUGCUUCUGAGAGAUGUUCCUGGGUAUUGUCUGUAUUUCAUCCCCUACGCGUUUUUCUGCGGAUGGAUUACGCCGGACGGAUCCAUCUCCCCUAAUCCCUCCUCUGUGUGGCUAGCAGGCGGUGUUGCAGGAGCAAUUUCCUGGGGGACUGCUACUCCGAUGGAUGUCGUGAAAAGUCGACUUCAGGCCGACGGAGUUUAUGUCAACAAGUACAAAGGGAUCCUUGACUGUAUCUUGCAGAGCUACCAGAGCGAAGGCUUAAAAGUCUUUUUCAGGGGCAUCACAGUCAAUGCAGUGCGAGGAUUUCCAACGAGUUCAGCCAUGUUUCUUGGCUAUGAACUUUCUCUCAAAGCAAUGAAAAGAGACCAAACUGAGACCAAUCCUUAACAUCCAGUGUAGCUAAGAAGACCUGACCAGGCUGCUACCUUCCUGGGCCAAAUCAGCAGUGUGGUAUUGGUGAGGGCCUCACUGCUACCAGCACGCGAUAUGACCUAAGAAUCCUGUCGCCACAGAAACCUUCAGCUUAUGAACUGCACUUUCUGUUCUGCUGUGGACUUGGCCACUGGAGAGCUCCAAACCUGCACCAGCGAAAUCCAAAUCCAGUUUGCUUUUGAAAUCUUUUUCACUCGAUUCUCUAAAAGCACCUUAAUAAUUACUAUGACUGCAUUGGGCUUUUUUGCCAAUGAUAAUGUUUCCACUGAGCCAAUGGAAAAACUUGCUUUCUUUACACAGAAGGGUGAUAUAUAUUUAAAAACAAGCCACCUGACAUCAACUGAAGAAGUGCAUAUAGUGUUUGACUUCUUUUGUAAACAGGGAUCUCCCGCCCUAGAAAGGAAAGGGGGAAGCAUGCUGGGGGCAGGGGAACUUUUCAUGUAGGAAGCUCUGGAUUUCUACCAAAUCCUAGCUUGAUUUCAGGAUCAAAGAAAUGGAUGACUACCCUUAUGAAUGAAUACUUUUGUUUUACAUCACAAAACUCUCCAUACGGUUUGGCACAACUUAACACAUUAAAAGAUGUAGAGGGCUUCAACAACUACAGUUUGUUAUCCAAGCUGCAAAUUAAAUUGAGAAAACAAGAGGAUGUUAAAUGUGGAGACUAAGCUGCUCCUUCUUCCUCAGGAAACAAUAAAACAAGUCUGUAUUUUAUACAGAGAGAAGCCCAUUAAUUUACUUAACUUGCUUUGUAGACUUCCAGUGACUUCCUAGAAUCUCUUUAGACAGUCUGAUUUCUCUGAUCUGAUAGUCCAUCUUGGCAAAAGCCAAAUCCUGCAAGCAUCACCUUGCAGCCUUAAAAGGCCACUGCCUAAUGAAGCCUCUUUAAGGGAUGCAGAUUUUAUCUCACGUUAUAUGCUGCAAAAUGUAUGGGCCAGCUUCAGACCUGCAGCUCUUUGUUGCAGUCCUACCCAUAGGACUACCCGUAGGGGCAGAACCAGGUCUUUUUUGGUCUACCUCAGUCUUUCAUUUACUCUCAAGAUCUUGCAUUAUCAUGACUAUUUCUGUUUACGCUGUUAAAAAUCUCCAUGCUUUAUUUUUUAAGCAUGGGGCUUCUGAUGCCAAAAGCAGGAGAACCAGCUCUGCUGGGACUAGUCUCUGGUGGCACUCGCAGGAGAAGUCGCAGGUAAUAGCCUCCGGUGCUGAGGGAAGUGCACCGCAGAAGAAUUUGGGACAAUGCUGUCUUGUGGAAAACACACAGAUCUCACCAUUUUCCUCUGGAGAAGCUCUGGGAAAGAAGCCCAACAAUGGCAGUUUUAGUAGAUGCCCUCAAUAAAAGUUUCUGGAGACAUCUGGAGUAGCCAUUCAGCUCUGUUCCGUAAAAGGAGGAAAAGGAAAGAGCAACUCCUACAUCCUUGUCCCUCAAGGAAUGGAGGAACAGUAACUGUGGACAAGAGACUUGAAGACUCCCAAAUCCCAGCAAACAGUGCCUGAAAAGUUGGGUCUAGAGCAGUAUUCAGAAAUGGGUGCCCUGGUCUCCUGUAACAGUACGCAUAACUCUCUGUUGGGGCCCAGAUUAACCCCUGCUUCCCCCCAAACAGGACCUAAAGAGUGGUAGAAAAAAAGUUUGUGUUGCUUCAUCUCAGGACUUGUAGGGUAGGAGGUUCACAUAGUGCCUUUGAGCUUGGCAAGAACAAGAGAAACUGUUUUUAAUAAAUAAUAUGUAUAAAAUUGAUGAGCCUUCACACAAAUAUUUUUUUUUGGCCAUAUUUUAAAAGUCAUUCUUUCCAUGUUACCUAUUUUAAUACAUACACAUAAUGUGUUCUCUAGGUGUGUAAUAUCAUAUGACUCCAGGGAUAAUACUUGGAAAAACUGCUUCUUCAGUGCAAAUAAACUGCUUCAGCUGACUACUUUAUGUAAAAUGGACUAUGAAUGAAUUAAAAUGAUGAGGUUUGCAAUGAGCUGAA